Molecule: messenger RNA, 864 nt
Organism: Penicillium diatomitis
Lineage: Eukaryota; Fungi; Ascomycota; Eurotiomycetes; Eurotiales; Aspergillaceae
Product: EXPERA domain-containing protein
Exons: 3
Coding region: 1-864 (287 amino acids)
Biological process (GO): sterol biosynthetic process
Cellular component (GO): endoplasmic reticulum; membrane
Molecular function (GO): cholestenol delta-isomerase activity; steroid Delta-isomerase activity; C-8 sterol isomerase activity
Source: RefSeq, a predicted model, not a curated record
AUGGAGAACACGUUGCAUUCUCACCCUUAUUACCCUGUUGGAGCCUCUAUUGCAGGGUACUCUCCAAAUGAAAGCUCAUUGAUUGAACUCCUGGUCAAAGCUGGGGGAGGUUGCACAGCCUUACUAGGGCUUACAUUCAUCCUUGUCUCGUACGCGCGACCGAGAUUAUGUCUCCACGAUCGAAUGGCGAUCCUCUGGUUCAUGUUGCUGACUGCCAUUCCUUAUGUAGCUGGCACCCUGCACUGCUUCUUUGAGGGAUACUUUAUGGUCAACCAUCGAGAGAUGGCCUCGGCUCAGGACCUCUUUGGUCAGUUGUGGAAAGAGUAUGCGCUCUCUGAUUCACGAUACAUGACAUCAGAGACACUAGUACUGUGCAUGGAGACAAUGACUGUGGACCUCAAGCUGGAGUUGGAUGAGAGUUUGCAAGGCUGGUCUGACCUGAGUCUCUAUAAACAGUUACUGUGGGGGCCACUCUGCUUCUGGGUGGUCACUCUGAUCAUCACGCAAGAUUCUCUGCGCCAUCCCAUUCAACUCCUAGUGUGCAUGAGCCAUCUGUAUGGCGAUACCUUGUACUAUGCGACCAGUCUGUUUGACCACUAUGCCCACAACAUAUCAUACAGCCGGCCUGAGGGCUACUACUUUUGGCUGUACUACUUUUUCAUGAACUUGAUCUGGAUUGUCGUGCCAUUCUGUGAGUCAAGAUCUAAGAAAGCAACUGUGUGCCAGGGCCGGAGGCUAAACAUUGAGGAUGAAUACACGAGCAGACUAUCUGGCUCAAAGUAUUCGAACUUUGUCGACAGCCGUUCGAUUCCAGCAGGAGUCUGUGGCCCGUUCCAAAACCCGUUAGAACCAAGGCCAGGAUGA